Phialemonium atrogriseum is the source of this 2379-nucleotide messenger RNA. RefSeq names its product P-loop containing nucleoside triphosphate hydrolase protein. Lineage: Eukaryota; Fungi; Ascomycota; Sordariomycetes; Cephalothecales; Cephalothecaceae. Gene Ontology annotation, molecular function: ATP binding; RNA binding; RNA helicase activity. Bases 265 to 2352 code for a protein of 695 amino acids. The record is from RefSeq and is a predicted model, not a curated record. The transcript is spliced from 2 exons. Gene Ontology annotation, cellular component: nucleus.
AAGGCAACCUCAGCUUUCUGUUUUCUUCUCUUUUUGACCCUGCCUUCGUCUUGCGCACUAGAUCUCUGUUUCUGGUCUUGAUCGCAAAUUCUUCUCUUUGCCGACUCUCAUUUGGACCGCCCGUUCUUUUCGAGAGUUCCGUAAACAGAAUCACUUUCCCACGCCGAAAUUUUCGACUCGCCGGAAAAAUCUAGUUUCCAUCCAACACAAACACCCUCACGAUCACCACCUCGUCAACCACAGUCCUCACGACAAAUAGCAAUCAUGGCUGACCAACUGAACAUUGGAGGCAUGAACCUCGGCCCCUCUGCUGUCGAGCAGGGACACCCUCCUGCCCGUUCUUACAUUCCUCCCCAUAUGCGAGGCAAGAUGGGUCCCCCUAACGGUAACCCCAACGGUCCCGCUCCCGUCAACGGGCCCGCCCCGGUCAACGGACCCCCGCCUACCUUGAAUGGCCUUAACAAUAGCGCUUGGGCUGCGAACAGCAACUACGAGGCUCGCCCCCCCCAACCUAACUGGUCAGGCCCGCUGCCUGGAGGUGCCCCCGCUCCCGACUACCCGGUUCCAGGCGCUCGUCCCAACAACUGGGGCGGCCGCCCAGCCGCACCCUUCAACCCGAACGCCUAUGGCAACCCAGCCGCCGGAGGUAACACUGGCGGCAACACUGGCGGAGGCUACGCUCGAGGUUCUGGUGAUGGUCAGUGGCGAGACGGAAAGCACGUGCCAGGCCCGGCAAACCCUCGCAUGGAGCGAGAGCUCUUUGGCACCCAUGAUGAUCCGUCGAAGCAACACACUGGUAUCAACUUCGAGAAAUACGAUGAUAUUCCGGUUGAAGCGUCGGGUCAGGAUGUGCCUGAGCCGGUUUUGACCUUCAGCAAUCCGCCCUUGGACCCCCACCUCCUCCAGAACAUUGAACUCGCCCGUUACCAGAUCCCGACUCCGGUCCAGAAGUACUCGAUCCCCAUUGUCAUGGGUGGCCGUGAUCUGAUGGCCUGUGCCCAGACCGGAUCUGGCAAGACUGGAGGAUUCCUGUUCCCCAUCCUGUCCCAGGCCUUCAUCAAGGGUCCGUCUGCUGUUCCUGGUGGCCAGGGCGGCGGCUAUGGGCGCCAGCGCAAGGCCUAUCCCACGUCAUUGAUCCUUGCCCCGACCCGUGAGCUCGUUUCUCAGAUCUACGAAGAAUCCCGGAAAUUCGCAUACCGAUCUUGGGUCCGCCCCUGCGUCGUCUACGGUGGUGCGGAUAUCGGCUCACAGCUGCGUCAGAUCGAGCGGGGCUGCGAUCUCCUUGUUGCCACGCCCGGCAGAUUGGUCGAUCUCAUAGAGCGGGGUCGCAUCUCCCUCUGCAACAUCAAGUACCUGGUUCUUGACGAAGCCGAUCGCAUGCUUGACAUGGGUUUCGAGCCUCAGAUUCGUCGCAUUGUUGAGGGCGAGGAUAUGCCAGGCGUCCAGGGUCGCCAAACCCUCAUGUUCUCGGCCACUUUCCCCCGCGACAUCCAGAUGCUUGCCAGGGAUUUCCUCAAGGACUACGUCUUCCUGUCCGUCGGGCGCGUCGGAUCUACCUCGGAGAACAUUACCCAGAAGGUCGAGUAUGUCGAGGACAUUGACAAGCGCUCUGUCCUGCUUGACAUCCUCCACACUCACGGCGCGGGUCUGACCCUGAUCUUCGUCGAGACGAAGCGCAUGGCCGACUCGCUCUCCGAUUUCCUCAUCAAUCAGAACUUCCCUGCAACCUCGAUUCAUGGCGAUCGCACCCAGCGAGAGCGUGAGCGCGCUCUUGAGAUGUUCCGCAACGCCCGUUGCCCCAUCCUUGUGGCCACUGCCGUUGCUGCCCGUGGUUUGGAUAUCCCCAACGUCACUCACGUGGUCAACUACGAUCUGCCUACGGACAUAGACGACUACGUGCAUCGUAUUGGUCGUACUGGUCGUGCGGGCAACACGGGUUUGUCGACUGCCUUCUUCAACCGCGGCAACCGUGGUGUCGUGCGGGACCUGCUUGACCUUCUUAAGGAGGCAAACCAGGAAGUCCCUGCCUUCCUCGAGACCAUUGCUCGCGAGUCUUCGUUUGGCGGUGGUGGUGGCGGUCGGGGCGGCCGCCCCGCCGGCCGUGGUCGUGGCCGCGGAACAAACAGCGAUUUCCGCAAGUAUGGCGGAAGCAGCGCCGGCGGUGGCUUCGGAGGCGGUGGCUUCGGCGGCCCUCCCCAAGCUUCCGGCUACGGCGGCGGCGGCGGCAGCUUUGGUGGCCCGCCGCCCCCCAGCUCCGGAUACGGCGGUGGCUACGGAGGAGGUGGUGGUUAUGGAGGCGGAGGCGGUGCUUAUGGCAACCCGGGCGGCGCCGGUGGCCAGUCUUGGUGGUAAACCAUGUUCCGGCAAGGAUCCGGCGGC